Molecule: messenger RNA, 252 nt
Organism: Penicillium robsamsonii
Lineage: Eukaryota; Fungi; Ascomycota; Eurotiomycetes; Eurotiales; Aspergillaceae
Exons: 1
Coding region: 1-252 (83 amino acids)
Source: RefSeq, a predicted model, not a curated record
AUGUCCGGCAGCUUCCAUGAGACAUUUGGGCCGAACAGACCGGCGAGUGGCCUGUUCCAGAAUCCGGUGACCCGGCGAGAUCUCACAACACCGUGCGAGGAUGACAGGACACGCCCAAUGCGAGUCAACGAUGCGCCCGAGGGCCUAAUUAUUGCAAAGACAUCCAGUGGCCCCGGGAAUUCAUCCCGCAAUCACCAACAUUCAACUGACAGAAGUAGAAGUCUCCGUCCAACCCGAGACUUGGCGGGCUAG